GCAAUCGAAAAGCUUCCCGCAAGCCUCAAGGAGGUCUCCACGCUCUACAAAGAGGCCGGGGAUGUCAUGGAAGAGGAAGAUGUAAUGAAGGACAUCUUGGAGUUUCACCUUGCAAACUCCCAACGGGAUGCAGCAGCAAAAACUGAGGAGGAAAUUCGUGAUCGUGUCCGCUCUAGCAAGAAAGAGGAGGCACCGUGCCUGCUCCGAGUGGCGGCAGUGUUUUAUUCCAUGGGUGCUAUGGAGGGUGCCAGAACGCUGGUUGAAGAGGCUGUGGCUGGAUUCUCCAGCUUGGGUGACCAGGCAGGGCAGGUGAAGUCUCUUCGCUCAUUGGCGGUGCUGUACCUGUCGCAGCAAAAGUUCAAUGACGCCCUCACAGCUUUGGAAAAAGCACUCAUCGGGACCGCAGUGGAGAAGGCCAACAUUUGCUACGCGCAGUCGCAGAUCUAUGCGGCCAUGGGUGGCAGCAAAGGCGUUAGCAGCGCCAUUGAGUCCAUGCAGAAAGCCAGAAGCUUCAUGCAAGAAGGCAAGAACCAGGAUGGCGAGCUUGAAUGCUUGCAGAUCAUCUCCGAGUUGCAGCUGAGCUCACAGAAAGGUGACUCCGCGUUGGCCACUGGACAAGAAGCCCUAGCUGUCACGCAGGCCAGUGGCAACAAAUCCAAGGAGGCGGCUGCUUUGCUACGCUUGGUCUCGGCUUGUUUGUCUUCACAGAACGAAGCUGAAGCUCUGAAGUAUGCGGAGAUGGCUGAGAUGAAGGCAAAGGAAGCUGACGACAUUGAGAAGGAAGCCCAAGCCACCUCCAAUGUGGCAGAGAUCCUGUUGCGCAGGGGUGACAAAGUGGGUGCCAUCAAGAGGUCCAAAGAGCAGCUGGCCAGAUGUGUUGAAAGGAAGCACUCUGCUGGACAAGCAUCAGCCAUGGUGGUCCUGGGCCAAGCUUUGCUGGCUGAAAACCAAGCAAGUGCUGAAGGGAUGCGCUACCUGCAGGCCGCCUUGGGAAUCUACAAGGAGUCUGAUGACUUCGUUGGAUUGUAUUCUGCACACUUUGCGCUGGCCAACGGCUACUUCACCCGUGGCGACCUGGAAGAUGGUCUGUGCCAUGCUCGAGAGGUGUUGAGCUGCUGCCGCCGCAGUGGCGACAAGGUCAACGAGGAGCUUGUGAAGGCAAACAUCGAGCGCGCGCGGCAGAUGACUGCACAGCUGCGGAUGACAACUCCCAAGAGGCCCAGCAUUGAGAAUUCAGGUAUUCUCUUGUCUCCUGCUGGGCCUCAAGCAUGCCAUCUUAGACAUAGUCGUGUUCCCGGCUCUUUGCUGGAUAUUGUGGCCUCCGGCAGAAACUACUGGGGUACGCCAAGGACAGUAGUAGAUGCUGCUUCUGAAGCGGAUGAGAGACCACCUUCUCAAUGUGUGAUCUUUGGAGCUGCUAUGUCCGAGAACUGCACGACGCAGAUGUGCCUGGAGCUGAUGGACCUCAUUGGUGCCAUGGCCAAGGGCGAUAUUCCGAAAGUUCCUGUGAUCGUUCAGACAAGGGGUGUUUAUGGACGUCUUUGCGGUGACAUUACCUAUGGAAGCAUGACUAGUGUAGCUGCAGUCACACUUUGGGGCCUCAUUCGAACAGCUCGUUUGGAGAUGCCAAAGGUCCCAAUCCUGACGUUGGACUUCCAGCCCACCAUGACUGUUGCACAGAUCAGCAGGCAGCUCAAGCCGGCCACGGGUGUUGCAGAGACUGCGUAUUACAACAAGAGUAGAUGGGAGCCGCAGCUGGCCGCGGUGCCAUCCCUGCUCCGACGAGACUUGAAAAAGGACACUCUGAGCGUUGGAGGUGCGAUCCCUCCAGGUGAUGAGAGGAAGGCCAAAGCCGAGGCGGCCACGAAGUUUGCACGAAAGGCCUUCACUUGGACAGGUCCCACCAGCAAGAUGGACUACUGCUGGUACCGGCAAGAGUGGCGAAACGUUGGACCUGCUGAGGGAGAAAUCAUUGCCCGGGAUCCUUUGAUUCCUGUGCGUUCCUUGCGGCAGUACUGAGCGUAGCCCAAGCGGCAAAAAAAAAUGACUUCAGGCCUUACAAAAAGCAGAGAGAACCUUUCGC
This is a messenger RNA of Cladocopium goreaui, 2083 nucleotides long. NCBI's taxonomy places the organism in Eukaryota, Dinophyceae, Suessiales, Symbiodiniaceae. The record is from the annotation of a GenBank genome assembly.